CCCCUAUAUAUAUAUAUCCCCACAAGUUCACACCUAUACUAAUCACCCCCAAACCCUGGUUUAGUUUACAAGCCACCCAAAGAUUUUCAUAUUCAUCCCUCAAUCCACAUCAAGAAACGCCAUUAAGAACAUACCUCAUUCAAAUCCUUUCUCUGGUGUCAGAUUCAAUCUACAUAUUCUAUACAUAUACAAAAAUCUAACACUGUAGCAUCGGUUUUUACCCACAAAAGAAAGAAAAGAAUACAUAAAAGAGCAAACCGAGAAUCUUGUUGGCGUUGAAAUGGCUUCAACUGUAUCAUUAUAUGAGGUGUUGGGGAUCUCAGCAAGUGCAAGUUGCCAUGAGAUAAAGGCUGCGUAUCGCAGACUAGCAAGAAGUUGCCAUCCUGAUGUUGUAUCCAUGAAUCAGAAGGAAAUGUCAGCAAAUGAGUUCAUGAAAAUUCAUGCAGCUUAUUCAACCUUAUCGGACCCUAAUAAACGUGCAAACUAUGACAGGGAUCUUUAUAGCAGGCAUCGCCGUCCGUCCUUUAGUUCUGCAACAGUGUUCGCAGCUUCUGGUUUUACUAAAACUAGAAACUGGGAGACUGAUCAGUGUUGGUAAUUGGUUUUAGAUUUCUAGGUUUUAUGUCGGAAUCUAUUAGUAAAUUAGCAUGUAAAGAGUCGUUAAUUUUCCUUUUUGGAUCUUUUGUUCUGAAUAUUCUGCAAUCACCAUCUUUUCAUUUGGACUAUAAUUUAAAAACAGAUUAGGAAGAACAGAGGGGAUAUGAUUAUUGACAACCGGGCUGACUCUGGCGAGAUAUGCAUUUCGUCCUGUAUAAUGUAAUAAUAUAUUUUUGUUUGUGAUUGGCC
Messenger RNA from Ricinus communis (castor bean), 846 nucleotides. Its product is annotated as chaperone protein dnaJ 11, chloroplastic. The record is from RefSeq and is a predicted model, not a curated record. The coding region runs from base 281 to 598 and encodes 105 amino acids. NCBI's taxonomy places the organism in Eukaryota, Viridiplantae, Streptophyta, Magnoliopsida, Malpighiales, Euphorbiaceae. The transcript has a single exon.